ACACAAAAUAAAAUAAAAAUUCACUAACGCUACUCUCUCUAUCUAUCUCUCUCGUCUAGCUCCACCACAGGCUAUGGAUACCCUCCACCACCACCACCACCGCCCCACUCCUCCGCCGAGUAGUUCCUCAACUUCCAUGGCCAAACGCCCUUGCUCUUCUUCUUCAUCUCAAAACCCUAGGCUUCCUCCUCACUUCUCUCAAAUGGACCAUCUCCUCCACUCUUUCCUUUCUUUCCCCGAUUCAUCUCCUCCUAUUUCCCUUGACCUUUCCUUUGACCGCCUUCUCGAUUCCUCCCCUUCCGACGCCGAUCAAUCUAUCCUCAUCGAUCGUGCUCACCGGCUAGGUUGCCUCCUCCUGCGUGCUGCCAAUCGUUCCGCUCGGAAACGUGCUUCGAUUCAUAACUCCGUUGCUUGGGUCCUCCCGCCUGAUCUCACUAUCAAGGUGUUUUCGAUGCUGGAUUCGCAGAGUCUUUGCUACGCAGCGGCGACGUGUUCGAUGUUUAACAAGUGUGCUAUGGAUCCUUUGUGCUAUGCCAAUAUUGACCUUACUACUAUCGUGCCUAAGGUUAAUAAUGCCGUUGUUUCCACCAUGAUCCAACGAGCUGGCAAAUCACUCCAAUCUCUUAAGCUUGGUAUAGUACCUGGCCCGACCGGGUCUCCUGGUUCCUGUCAACCAUUGGUGUAUACCAUCAGGAACUCUGGAGAUGUAUCGAGCUUUUCGUGGAACGAGAAAAGGACGAGGCAAGGAAAGGAAUCAUCCAUUCUUACAAGGUCCUGCUUAUAUCCAUUAAGUGGGGACAAUGGUGCCACUGGAAUUCUUCUGAGGAGGUUGCAUCUUUACAAUAUCGAAAGAAUGGACAAUGCAUCACUUUGUGUGGCAUUAGCAGCAUGCCCUUCUUUACUUGAUUUGGAGAUUGUUGGCCUUCAUGUUGAGCUGAGGCAAACUUUGAUGUCAGUGAGCUCUCAUUGUCGCUUCAUAGAGCGAUUAUUCUUUGAGUCUUCCAAAACUGGGAGGGAUGACAGCUUGAAAUCGCCAACUUGUUUUGAGUUAGUGAACAAUUGUCCUAAUCUUUCAUCUUUGUCGCUGAGAGGUUUUAAACUGCAUGAUAAUAAAGUUCGCAUACUUGUUAAGGGAUUCCGUAAACUUGAAUAUGCUGAUUUUUCAACGUCAUACUCGAUCACUGGAACCUUUUUGAGGAAUUUGGGAAAUGGCGGUGGUGGGAGUCUACUAGAGGUUUUAAUAUUAAGGGAUUGCAUGCAUCUCAAAGAGAUGGAAGUUGCUCGGUUCUUGACAGCUGUUAUUGCAGGAGAUUUUAAGUUCCUUAAACAUCUUGACAUAUCUAAUAGGGAAGGUUUAGCUUCAGAAGGUGACUGGUAUCAGAGAUCUUACAACUCCAGUUUGAUUCCUUUACAGCAGGUUUUGGAAGUAAGACCUGAUAUUUGUCUGCUAGCUGAGUUUCCAUCGGAAGGAUGCUUCCUUGACAUAGACCACAUGAUUGAUAGUGAUAUUAACAGUGAGCUCAGCCUGCCAUUCCAGCAGAGUGGCCAAACUUCUGACGGUGCAUUGGUUACGAGUUCAUUAGAGAGCAGUUAUAAUAGUGAUCAGGGUAGCGGUAAUGAGGAGUAUCAAGAUUCAGGUUUUGUAAUUUACGAGGAAAGCUCAGAUGAGGUGGAUUUUCUGAUCGUCUAAAAAAAUCUACCAGAGCUGACGAGUUCUGAAACUUGCAGCCACUAAAUGAUCGGAUAACCAGGAAGGAGGCUUUUUUUCCCCAUAACUGAAGCUGAUAAUUCGUUGCAGAUGCAGCCGUGGGGCCCUUACGGAGCUCUGUAAUCAUAAAAAGAAAAGCUUCUCUGGGGAACACCUUUUUUUUUGUUUCCCUCAUUCUCUCAUUACUCUUAGAAGCUAAUAUGUUUUCAGAUCAUGAAAGUGGCAGCCAAAUGGUUCAAGAGUUUAUUGCUAUUUGUAAUUUUGUAGUGAAAAUGGUUUUUGCUGAUUAUAUUUGGUUUUUGGCAAAAUAGCCAGUAGCAAUUGUAAGGCUUGUAUGCUGUGCAGGCAGGCACGAUUGACUUUGGUGAAACCAAAGCAGUGAAAAUUUACAUCUUCAGGGGGGUGGGGGUCAUUCGUUAAAUCCGACGAUUAUAAACGUAUACAGAUUUAACAUUUA
This is a messenger RNA of Gossypium raimondii (Peruvian cotton), 2165 nucleotides long. Its product is annotated as F-box protein SKIP17. NCBI's taxonomy places the organism in Eukaryota, Viridiplantae, Streptophyta, Magnoliopsida, Malvales, Malvaceae. Gene Ontology annotation, molecular function: protein binding. Gene Ontology annotation, cellular component: SCF ubiquitin ligase complex. Bases 74 to 1690 code for a protein of 538 amino acids. The transcript is spliced from 13 exons. The record is from RefSeq and is a predicted model, not a curated record. Gene Ontology annotation, biological process: SCF-dependent proteasomal ubiquitin-dependent protein catabolic process.